This is a messenger RNA of Oryza sativa Japonica Group (Japanese rice), 1369 nucleotides long. Its product is annotated as 1-aminocyclopropane-1-carboxylate oxidase 1. Lineage: Eukaryota; Viridiplantae; Streptophyta; Magnoliopsida; Poales; Poaceae. The record is from RefSeq and is a predicted model, not a curated record.
CUUGGCUCACCUACUCACUUCCUCACUAGAUUCUUAAUACACAACCCAGCUGGUGAAAGAGAGGAACUUGAGAGUUAGCUAGCAUGGCGGCAGCAUUGUCGUUCCCGAUCAUCGACAUGAGUCUGCUCGACGGGGCAGAGAGGCCCGCGGCGAUGGGGCUGCUCCGCGACGCAUGCGAGAGCUGGGGCUUCUUUGAGAUCCUGAACCACGGCAUCUCGACGGAGCUGAUGGACGAGGUGGAGAAGAUGACCAAGGACCACUACAAGCGUGUGCGCGAGCAGAGGUUCCUCGAGUUCGCGAGCAAGACGCUCAAGGAAGGCUGCGACGACGUGAAUAAGGCGGAGAAGCUGGACUGGGAGAGCACCUUCUUCGUCCGCCACCUCCCGGAGUCCAACAUCGCCGACAUACCCGACCUCGACGACGACUACAGGCGCCUCAUGAAGCGCUUCGCGGCGGAGCUGGAGACGCUGGCGGAGCGGCUACUGGACCUGCUCUGCGAGAACCUCGGCCUCGAGAAGGGCUACCUCACCAAGGCCUUCCGUGGCCCCGCGGGCGCACCCACCUUCGGCACCAAGGUCAGCAGCUACCCGCCGUGCCCGCGCCCCGACCUCGUCAAGGGCCUCCGCGCCCACACCGACGCCGGCGGCAUCAUCCUGCUCUUCCAGGACGACCGCGUCGGUGGCCUCCAGCUGCUCAAGGACGGCGAGUGGGUGGACGUGCCGCCCAUGCGCCACUCCAUCGUCGUCAACCUCGGCGACCAGCUGGAGGUGAUCACCAACGGCAGGUACAAGAGCGUGAUGCACCGGGUGGUGGCGCAGAUCGACGGCAACAGGAUGUCCAUCGCGUCCUUCUACAACCCUGGCAGCGACGCCGUCAUCUCCCCGGCGCCGGCGCUGGUGAAGGAGGAGGAGGCCGGCGAGACGUAUCCCAAGUUCGUGUUCGAGGACUACAUGAAGCUGUACGUGCGCCACAAGUUCGAGGCCAAGGAGCCCCGGUUCGAGGCGUUCAAGGCCAUGGAGAACGAGACCCCCAACCGCAUUGCCAUCGCUUGAUAGCGUGUGUACCACAGCGACCCCUACCGGGUCGGUGUCAGUAAGGUUUAGUCGUGUUCGUAGUGAUCAGUGCGUGCAUGGUCAGCUACUCAGCUCGCGUUUUCUACCUGAAUAAAUUAAGCUCCGUCGUCGUCGUCUCGUCACCUUGGAUAAUUGUCAGUUGGUGUGGCGUGCUGUUGCACGUACGGCCAUGUAUCUUUGUCGGCUGUCCUCGUGUGGUACUUGAUAGCUUGUGCGGCGUGCUGUACCGUGUACGGUUUAUUAUCUACUCCAGUUCUAUAUCGUGGUGAUUUCUGAUAAUUUUCGUUUUUGUGUUA